Messenger RNA from Prorocentrum cordatum, 624 nucleotides. NCBI's taxonomy places the organism in Eukaryota, Dinophyceae, Prorocentrales, Prorocentraceae. The record is from the annotation of a GenBank genome assembly.
AUGGCGCUCUUUUGCCUGCUGGACGUCAUCUGCCAGCUAGGCGCGCUCUCGGUUGCCAGCCGCGGCGACGCGGGUGCGCAGACAGGCGUCGCGUGUGUCAUGUGCGAACGCAUGCUGGUGGACUGCCGCCUCUUGAGGCGGCAGCUGGUCUGUUUCUCGACGGCCGGGGCGGAGGUGAACGGUUUCGCCUUCGGCUGCCAUGUGCUCUGCGCACUGGAGGCUCUCGCCCACUCCGUGGAGCUGCAGGCGACCGCGGUCCUCCGCGGCUACAACCACGCGGCGAACCGCGUGGCCGAGGGUCGCGGCAGUUGGAGGACGAAGAGCCUUAUGACUAUGGACGAAGUCAUUCGGAGCCGAGUCGAGCGCGGCAUGCUGGAUGUGAUCUACGCGGAGACAGCUUCGAUGCGCGCCGACGGGCUCGCCGAGGGCAAGGGGCCCAACCGCGCGUCGAAGGUCGGGGCCCACUUCGGUCUAUGGGGCCACUGCGUGCGCGCAGCGCCAGAGCACUUGGCCCUGCCCCGGUCGAGCUGCGGGGUGUGUCUGGCGAUGAGGGGUGCUAUCGGGAUUGUUAGAGGUCCUAUGCACGUCCCGGCGCGCAGGAUUCCAAUGGAAGAGCGCGUGUAG